Trichoplax adhaerens is the source of this 1041-nucleotide messenger RNA. RefSeq lists its product as uncharacterized. Bases 1 to 1041 code for a protein of 346 amino acids. NCBI's taxonomy places the organism in Eukaryota, Metazoa, Placozoa, Uniplacotomia, Trichoplacea, Trichoplacidae. The record is from RefSeq and is a predicted model, not a curated record. The transcript has 4 exons.
AUGGAAGAAAAUGAAGAUGUAGUCGAUGUUGUGGUAGUCACUGGCAGUAUUAAUUCUGCCAACAAGACCGGCAUAACGCUACCAAUAUGCAAUGUUUAUUUCUCACCACGAGCUACCAAAAUUAUGAUUGCUAUCUUCUGUAUUAUAUGCCUAUGCGGUCUGUUAGAUACUCUCAAUGCUUUCAUGGUGGUUUAUGGUAGUCCACCGAGUAGAACUUUACCAAGUUUGCAGGCUAUACUUAGGACGUUACGAAUUCCCUAUACGGUUUUAUUAAGUUACAUGAUAUUGCACAAGCGUCCCAGUCUUGGCCGCCUAAUAUGUACAUGUGGCACAUUAAUCGGAUUAUUUAUUUCUUUCGAACCUAUUAUUUUCGAUAUUAAUGGUCAAUAUCGAAAGAAGGGUAUUGCUUCAGUAAUUUGGCCGCUCGUUUUUGGGUUGGCAUAUCUACCAAGUAGUCUAUCAAAUGUUUUACAGGAAAGAUAUAUUAAAAAAGAUGCAAAGGAGGAAACUCUUGUAUUUCUGGCAUGGAUUCAAACCUACAAACUUAUUUUUGUUGGGCUUUUUUUCUGGACUGAAUUUAUACCCGGCUUUGGAACGGCCAAAUCUUUCAAAGAAUUUCAAGACGGCAUGUACUGUGGAUUCAUGGCUCAAUAUACUGGUAAUUCUAACGUUCAUUAUCCCUGGGCCGCUGGUGCAUCGUCUGCAUUUAUACUGUUUUUUACUGGAGUUCAACUUUUUUCGUUACUACUGAUUCGUUACACAGAUGGAGCUAAUUACUUAGUAAUUAUUCAAGCACCAGUAACUCCCUUGGUUGCCUUCUUUUGGACAUUAUUUUCUUCUAAGAAUGGCAUUCACUGGCAUCCUCAUUUCACGUUAUCUACAGGAUUUAUUAUUGCUAGCGUUUUGGUUAUCGUUCCAUGCGUAUUACUUUAUAAUUACUUCAGUAUUUUGGAUGACAAGAAACGAGCUGCAAGAGAAGCAGCAUUAAAUAAGUACAAUGACGAUAUGCGUACUUUAACUGAUUCAAGCGUACCAUCUUAA